This is a messenger RNA of Coregonus clupeaformis (lake whitefish), 1374 nucleotides long. Its product is annotated as N-alpha-acetyltransferase 80. The record is from RefSeq and is a predicted model, not a curated record. Gene Ontology annotation, molecular function: acetyl-CoA binding; N-acetyltransferase activity. NCBI's taxonomy places the organism in Eukaryota, Metazoa, Chordata, Actinopteri, Salmoniformes, Salmonidae. Gene Ontology annotation, cellular component: cytoplasm. The coding region runs from base 112 to 930 and encodes 272 amino acids. Gene Ontology annotation, biological process: protein acetylation. The transcript is spliced from 3 exons.
CGACUGAACCAUUUCCUGAUUAGUUUGAUCAAAGAAAACCAAAACCGAUCCAGGAACGGCGCGUCUCAGUCUCGAGACCACUUUCAGCGGGAGAAGCGUGAAACCCUGAGAAUGUGUGACGGCAGGGGGGUGCGGGCGAUCCCUCUGCACCAGCGCCCAGACCUGCUGGAGCCCUGUGCUGACUUGGUGAACAGCGAGUGGCAGCGGAGCCGCGGUGCCCGGGUCCACACCCUCCAGAAGUCCUGCCAGGAGUUCCCUGUGGCCCUGGUGCUGCUGCAGGGCUCUGGGAACAGGGACGGUGGGGACGGGGAGUCCCUCCUGGGGCACGUCCGGCUGUCCCGUGUGGUGUCCCGCCCCGGGAGCCUCUUUGUGGAGUCGGUGGUGGUCUCGAAGGCCCAGAGGGGGAAGGGCUACGGCCGUACGCUGAUGCAAGAGACGGAGCGUUACGCUAAGACUCGAGGGUUCAAGAGGCUGUGUCUGACCACCCAUGACAAGCAGCACUUCUACACCCACCUGGGCUAUGUGCUGUCCACACCUGUGCAGAACGCUGGGGUCAUGGGGUCCUUCAUGCCCAUGGACGUGCUGGAGAGGUUCUCCAGGCUCCCAGGGACAGACGACACCCAGGGUGAAGUACAGGGAGGCCCACCAUCACCACCCCAGCGGCCUCCUUCCUCUGUAGUGCCUCCGCCUCCUCCUCCUCCUCCCACACCUUCUAGUGUUCCCCCUCUUCCUCCUCUUUCUAGUCUUUCCACUCCUCCAUCUGCUCUAUCUCCACCUCCUCCCUCUUGUCUACCUCCUCCACCUCCUCCUCCCUCUAUUCCUCCUCCUCCUACUCAGUGUCCGGCCCGGCUGGUGGUUCAGACCCUUGAGGAGACGCCCUACAGAGACGCUAAAGGAGUUCCUAUCUUCUGGAUGCACAAGGACAUCUGAGUUUGAGGGCCUGGCUGACCACAGGCCAUGUCACCCAUGUCACUCAGCCUCACACAAACAUGCAGAGGUCAAAGGUCAUGGGGGAAAGGUCAGUCCCUCUGGCCUAUCUAGUAGCACAUCCUGUAGGGUUUGACAGACUGAGAAGGAAGGAUAUUUUAAUGGUCUGGCUGGCUCUCUUGUGAACUGUGUAGUCCCUGAGACUUGACAGAGAUAUACUUGCUGCUGUAGACUGAGAUAAUACUUGACCAGAUAAUACCAAACCAAAUGUUUGUGCUCAGAUGUGCCUUAAGUGCCAAAGUAGUUUUUCUUCUUGUCCUGAAAUUGAAAAUGUAUGAAUUGAACGGUUCAUUUUGCCUGAUCAAACUAAAUAAUUAUCUCUGGAGCUAUAUUUUGUGCCUAAUGUUUCAUUCAUUUUGGUGUUGAAAUAAAGAACAGUGUAUUUGA